Botrytis sinoallii is the source of this 1706-nucleotide messenger RNA. RefSeq lists its product as uncharacterized. Gene Ontology annotation, biological process: tetrahydrofolylpolyglutamate biosynthetic process. Lineage: Eukaryota; Fungi; Ascomycota; Leotiomycetes; Helotiales; Sclerotiniaceae. Gene Ontology annotation, molecular function: ATP binding; tetrahydrofolylpolyglutamate synthase activity. The transcript is spliced from 5 exons. Bases 1 to 1560 code for a protein of 519 amino acids. Gene Ontology annotation, cellular component: mitochondrion; cytoplasm; cytosol. The record is from RefSeq and is a predicted model, not a curated record.
AUGUGGUCUUCUUCCUCUAGAUCAUCUCUCCGAUCCUUAAGAAAUAAUUUUGUAAAUCUCCGCUUCAAUAGAUGCGCUUCAGAUUCCCGAAGAUUUAUUGCUACAAUGGGAGAAAGGACCUAUGAUGAUGCUAUCAACGCCUUGAAUACACUUCAAACACCAUACGAAGUUCUCAAGAAACGAUGGGAAGCUGGGAUCAAACUCGAUGAAGGAGCUAAUCGGGAAAUGAAACAACAUCUGACUCGAAUUGGAUAUACCCAAGAUGAUCUCGAACGAUUGAAUAUUGUUCAUGUUGCCGGUACCAAAGGCAAAGGGUCUACGUGUGCCUAUGUUGACUCUAUAUUGAAUCGGUAUAGAAAGUCACAUGAUCUUCCCCAAAAGGUUGGACUUUUCACAUCACCCCAUCUCAUCGCUGUCCGGGAAAGAAUUCGAGUCAAUUCAGCACCUAUAUCUGCUCCUAUGUUUGCAAAAUACUUCUUUGAAGUUUGGGAUCGUCUGGAAGCAGCUGCGGCGUCCUCGAGCGAACCGUUUGAGAAGCCUGUCUAUUUCAGAUACCUGAACUUGAUGUCUUAUCACGUUUUCCUCCAAGAAGGUGUCGAUACUGCCAUCUAUGAAGUUGGAGUUGGAGGCGAAUAUGAUUCGACGAAUAUUGUGGAUCGACCUGCGGUGACGGGUAUAUCAUCAUUAGGGAUUGAUCAUGUGUUUACACUAGGAGACACGAUUGAUAAAAUAGCAUGGCAUAAAGCUGGAAUUCAGAAGGCAGGAGUGCCAUCAUUUACAGUGAAUCAAAAGCCAGAAGCGAUGGAAGUAGUAGAGAAGAGGGCUGUGGAAAAGGGAGUGAAGUCUUUCAAAGUAGUCGAUUUAGAUCCAAGACUGACGACGGUGAAAAUAAAACCCGCUGCAGAUUUUCAGAGGGGGAACGCGAGUCUUGCCAUUUGUCUAGCUGAGACAGUUUUAAAGAAACUGGACCCCAAAUUCAGUACAUCCUUGGAUUCUCUACCCCAAGAUUUCGUAGACGCCUUGGAGCAAGUAGUCUGGCGUGGAAGAUGCGAAACAAAGGUUGACGGAAAUGUCACCUGGUAUUUGGAUGGCGCACAUACUGCAGAUAGUAUCAUUGUCGCAGCAAAAUGGUUUGGUGAUGAGGUCGCAAAGGAGCACGGCCCACGAGUUCUGAUUUUCAACCAACAAGGUCAUCGUGAAGCAAUUGGAUUACUUGAAGGACUUCAUAGCGCAAUCCAAGGAUCCGUAAAGUUCGACCAUGUAAUAUUCUGCACAACAUCCAUUCAAAAAGAAAACGCGUCUAAGAAAGAUUUCGUCAACCUUUCCUACGACCCUAAAUCAAUAUCUGAACUCACUAUGCAAAAAGCCUUUGCUGAAAAAUGGCGCUCGCUUGAUUUUAACCUUGAAACUGAUGUACAAGUUCUUCCAAGUGUGGAAGAUGCAUUUGAAUACGUGCGAGGUUUGGCCACGGAUGACGUACAUGCUCAAGCUCUAAUUACGGGGAGUGUGCAUUUGGUUGGUAGAGCUCUGGGAAGUUUGGAGUCAGUGGAUGCACUGUAAACAAUCAAAGGUGGUGAAAUUAAAUGGUUAAAAUGAAGAACCGCGCUGUACCUCAACGUUAAAAUCUAAAAGGGGAAUGCGGAGGAAGGGAAAAGGGAUAACGCGAUUCACGAAUUUGUAUGAUGUGUACGAUAUUGUUCAACCAA